This is a messenger RNA of Dendrobium catenatum, 1357 nucleotides long. RefSeq names its product protein REDUCED WALL ACETYLATION 3-like. Gene Ontology annotation, molecular function: acetyltransferase activity. Gene Ontology annotation, cellular component: Golgi apparatus. Lineage: Eukaryota; Viridiplantae; Streptophyta; Magnoliopsida; Asparagales; Orchidaceae. Gene Ontology annotation, biological process: plant-type secondary cell wall biogenesis; xyloglucan metabolic process; xylan biosynthetic process. Bases 1 to 1323 code for a protein of 440 amino acids. The record is from RefSeq and is a predicted model, not a curated record. The transcript is spliced from 10 exons.
AUGGCUUCAGCUUUCAUCAGAAAGGUGGUCAGAUUGCAUGGGGUACCGAAGGCAAUUGUGUCAGAUAGAGAUAAGGGUACAGUCCUGAAGAGGAGCAUUGUUUACCACCCACAGAUAGAUGGUCAAACGGAAGUGGUCAAUAUAGACCUACUUGAGAUGCUUUGUGUCAGAGACACCCAAGCUAUGGGUCAACUGGCUAUCAUGGGUGGAGUACUAGUACAACACCUCGUUUCACUCGGCUUCACAGAUGACUCCAUUCAAGGUGCUCUGAGAAGAGCCAUUGGAGAUUACACAGCCAGUUCGGAGUUACCGGCAACACUUACUGAGGACUUGAAGGUGAUUCUAGAACCCUUAGAAUUUAUUAGGGUUUGCCAGAAAGAAUAUGGAGCUAAAGAAGUGUUAAUCAAGUGGAAGAAUCUGCCUGACUAUGAUGCCAUGUGGGAACCAUACGAGAGAGUGAAACACCAGUUUCCUAGUUUUCACCUUGAGGACAAGGUCUUAUUUUUGAUGUACCACUAUUUUGCUGCCACGGAGAUAUACAACGCAAUACGUGUGUUCAUUGCUGCCUAUGUCUGGAUGACUGGAUUCGGGAACUUCUCUUACUAUUAUAUAAGGAAGGAUUUUAGUCUUGCACGAUUUGCUCAGAUGAUGUGGCGUCUAAAUUUCUUUGUGAUAUUUUGUUGCAUCGUCCUCAACAAUGAUUACAUGCUAUAUUAUAUCUGCCCAAUGCAUACGCUCUUCACAGUCAUGGUAUACGUGACGCUUGGUAUCUUCAACAAAUACAAUGAGAUUGGGUCAGUGAUGGCUGUGAAGAUCAUGUCCUGUUUUUUGGUGGUGUUCUUGAUUUGGGAAGUUCCUGGGGUUUUUUAUCUUCUUUGGAGCCCCUUCACCUUCUUUUUAGGGUAUAAAGAUCCAGAGCCUUCUAAGGCGAACCUCCCUCUUUUGCAUGAGUGGCAUUUCAGAUCCGGACUUGAUCGCUACAUCUGGAUCAUAGGAAUGAUAUAUGCUUACUACCAUCCAAAUGUUGAAAGAUGGAUGGAAAAAGUUGAAGAAGCUGAAGCCAAACUCAGGUUCUCAAUUAAAACAUGUAUAAUUGCAGUUAGUUUGAUGGUUGGUUUUUUGUGGUACGAGUACAUUUACAAACUAGAUAAAGUUAGUUACAAUAAGUAUCAUCCCUAUACGUCAUGGAUCCCAAUCACUGUUUAUAUUUGCUUGCGAAAUGCAACCCAGCAGUUGCGAAAUUAUUCCUUGACUCUUUUUGCGUGGCUUGGCAAGAUCACGCUUGAGACAUAUAUCUCUCAGAUCCAUAUUUGGCUUCGGUGAGAAUGGAGUUUGACAUUUAUAAAAUGUUUUUUUU